Molecule: messenger RNA, 1338 nt
Organism: Penicillium manginii
Lineage: Eukaryota; Fungi; Ascomycota; Eurotiomycetes; Eurotiales; Aspergillaceae
Exons: 1
Coding region: 1-1338 (445 amino acids)
Biological process (GO): phospholipid catabolic process
Molecular function (GO): hydrolase activity, acting on ester bonds
Source: RefSeq, a predicted model, not a curated record
AUGACGUUGUCACUUGCCCUUCUCACCCUUGGGCUUGGCCUAGAGGCUGCUGCGCGUCCGCUCUCAGCGGGCAUGCAAAACAUCAAGAAUGUCGUGGUUCUGGUGCAAGAAAACCGAUCAUUUGAUACUCUUGUCGGCGGGCUCACAUACAACGACGAUAUUGAUGGAUUGGCCGGACGUGAUACCCCCUUCUGUAACCCAGCCAACAUCUCGCAGCCAGAUGGCAAACAGAUCUGCGGCAAGCCGACCGCCAACAAUAUCGCCAAAGAUGACCCUGACCACACAAUUUGGGGUGGAAACAUGCAAGUCUUUGGAAAAUAUCUUCCCAGCUCCGAUGAUGAGUCGACGAUGAAAGGUUUUGUGACCGAGCAAGACACAUACUACAGUCUGGGAGGAGACACGUUGGAAGCAUCCGAAGUCAUCAACUAUUAUACUCCAGAUCAAGUGCCAGUAACCAACGCGAUGGCCGAGAACUUUGUCCUGUUCGACCGCUGGUUCGCCUCGAUUCCUGGACCGACUGACCCCAACCGCGCAUAUUUGACUUCUGGUACUUCGCACGGCCAGGGAGGCAACACAGAUCCCUUCUAUGACUCGACUCUUCCUCAAAAAUCCAUCUUUCAGCAGCUGUCUGAAAAUGAUAUUACCUGGAUGAACUACGAAAACUCGACGGCCUCGAACCCGCCUUUCGCGCCUGAUUCGAUGUUCUACAAGUGGACCAAAGAAAACGGAAAGGACAAAACCAACGUUUUCCCCAUUGAUCGCUUCUAUUCGGACGCCAAGGCAGGCAAGCUACCUCAAUUCACAUGGAUCAACCCGGAGUGUUGUGAAUUCAUGUCAAUGCAUCCCAAGUCGCCUAUCAACAUGGGCGAGAACUUUAUGAAGGGUGUCUAUGAAGCUAUUCGGAACUCGCCUCAAUGGAACGAGACUCUUCUCAUUGUCACUUGGGAUGAGCACGGAGGUUUUGCUGACCACGUCCCCCCUCCAACCGGCGUUCCCCCAGGUGAUGAUAUGACCUGGUCUGAAGCCCCGUCGAAGGAUGGUACUGGUCUUGGUAAUUACACUUUCAAUUUCGACCGCUUGGGCAUUCGAGUUCCAACAAUGUUGAUUUCUCCCUGGGUUGAGAAGGGUCAUGUUGAGCACAAGGCAAGCAAAAAUGAUUAUACGCAUACAUCUAUUCUAUCAUUUGUGUCUGAGCUUUGGGGUUUGGAUCCUCUGACUCCACGUGUGGAGUGGUCGCCUUCAUUCAGCAGCUUGAUCACCAACAACUACCGGGAUAGCCCCGAGAAGCUCCCCGAUGCCGCUGGUUAUCCAUUGAAGCAUCAAUUGCACUCUCAUUGA